Molecule: messenger RNA, 2156 nt
Organism: Amphiprion ocellaris (clown anemonefish)
Lineage: Eukaryota; Metazoa; Chordata; Actinopteri; Pomacentridae
Gene: mep1a.1
Product: meprin A, alpha (PABA peptide hydrolase), tandem duplicate 1
Exons: 13
Coding region: 54-1868 (604 amino acids)
Biological process (GO): proteolysis
Cellular component (GO): membrane
Molecular function (GO): metalloendopeptidase activity; zinc ion binding; protein binding
Source: RefSeq, a predicted model, not a curated record
GUCAGUGUGCUCAUUUAAACCACAGCAGCAGCAUUUACCUGCUGACACUCGGCAUGAUGAUGGAGAAGGUGCUGGUCCUGGUGGGUCUGCUGGUUCUGGCCACGUCACACGCUAUCCCAGUUUCUCUUGAAGUACACGAGGUUUAUGAGAAUGGGGAAGAUGAGAAUCCGAUUCUAAACCUGGGUUCAGAUGCCAACCUCCUUGAAGGGGACAUUUUACUUCCUAAAGGAAGGAAUGCCCUGGUAGACAAAACAUACAGAUGGAAGUUUCCCAUCCCCUACAUUCUGGGGGAUGAUUUGGACCUGAAUGCUAAAGGCUGCGUCCACCAGGCGUUUGAAAUGUAUCGCCUCAAGUCCUGCAUCGACUUCAAGCCUUAUGAGGGAGAGAAGACCUACAUCAAGUUUGAAAAGAGAGGAGGGUGUUUCUCCAGCGUUGGCGACCAGCAGGAUGGUCAGAUCCUGUCUCUGGGGUCCGGCUGUGACCACAAGGCGGUGAUUGAACACGAGUUACUCCACGCUCUGGGAUUUUACCACGAACAGUCCCGCACAGACCGGGAUGACUAUGUGGACAUCUGGCUGGAACAGGUUACACCAGGACUUGAGCAUAACUUCAACAAAUACAAGGACGACUUCAUCACCGAUCAAAACACGCCUUACGACUACGAGUCCGUCAUGCAUUACAGGCCCUUCUCCUUCAAUAAGAACGAAUCCGUCCCCACCAUCACCACCAAAAUCCCAGAGUUCUACAACAUCAUUGGCCAGUACCUGGACUUCAGCGCCAUGGACGUCCUCAGGCUGAACCGGAUGUACAACUGCUCUGGACCACUAACCCUGCUGGAUCAGUGUGCCUUUGAGUAUCCCAGUAUCUGUGGGAUGAUCCAGGCCUCCUCUGACGACGCCGACUGGAUCCACACCAAGUCCAGCGAGGGUUCAGAGGAUCACACACUCCUGGGAAGAUGCAGAGAUGCUGGGUUCUUCAUGCACUUCAGCACCAUGAGUGGGAGGCCUGAAGAGACUGCUCUGCUGGAGUCCCGAACCCUCUACCCCAAGAGGCAGAUUAAAUGUCUGCAGUUCUUCUACAAAAUGACUGGAAGCCCCAAGGACCGGCUGGUGAUAUGGAUCAAGAUGGAUGAUGGAGCAGGCAGCGUUCGCAGCAUGAAGAAAAUACAGACGUUCUACGCGGAUUCAGACCACAGCUGGAAGAUUGCCCAUGUCUCAGUGGAAGUAGGAGUGAAAUUCCGCUAUGCUUUCCAAGCUGUGCGUGGCGACCCCACGGCGUCCACCGGUGGAAUCUACAUUGACGACAUCAGCCUGACCGAGACCCGCUGCCCCAACGCCGUCUGGAAGAUCUCCAACUUCUCCAAGAUCAUGGAAACUGCCACCACCGAUACGUACAUCGACAGCCCUCGGUUCUACAGCCCUGAAGGCUACGGUUACGGUGUUCGAGUCAUCCCUCGGUCCACCUACACUGACUACACAGGGAACUACACAGGGCUGUACUUCCACCUGAUCAGUGGGGAGAAUGAUGUGGUGAUGCAGUGGCCAGCAGUGAACAGACAAGCAACCUUAGUGGUGAUGGACCAAGACCCAAACAUCAAGCUGAGGAUGUCCUCUGCUCGCAGUCUCACCACUAGCGAGAUGUUAACAUCAACUGGAGAUUAUUUUUGGGACAAUCCGUCCAAGGUGGGGACGUUGGACCCUUCAUGUGACUGCUACAGAGGUCCAACAUGGGGCUGGAGGAACUUCAUCAAACACUUUGACCUCCGGCGACGCAACUACCUGAAGAACGAUGACCUCAUCAUAUUCAUUGACUUCGAGGAUAUAACAUCACUGAUCAAAACUGAAGUUCCCGUUACGCCGGUGGAAUAACGAACUGGACGUAGGACUUUACACACUGACACGUCUCACCUGUGGAGAUUAUAUCAAAUAAUUCUGUGAAGUAUGUCCUCUUUUGCAGCAAACGCAGCUUUGGAUGCCAAGAAAAACCUGUAAAGGUGAAGACAGGAUGGAAUCACAACUAAACAAAAAUAUUAAAAUGUAGAUUUAUAUUUGGUAUAAAUUCUGUACAUAAAGAGUAAAACAUGUUUGUGCAUAUUUGAAGUGGUUUAGCAUUAAAAUCUUUAAAUUAAAUCUAUUAAAUCAUACUAUUGAUCAACA